Messenger RNA from Sipha flava (yellow sugarcane aphid), 431 nucleotides. Its product is annotated as ubiquitin carboxyl-terminal hydrolase 10-like. Gene Ontology annotation, biological process: protein deubiquitination. The record is from RefSeq and is a predicted model, not a curated record. The transcript has a single exon. The annotation marks the transcript as partial. Lineage: Eukaryota; Metazoa; Arthropoda; Insecta; Hemiptera; Aphididae. Gene Ontology annotation, molecular function: cysteine-type deubiquitinase activity.
UUAUUUUUUUAAGUCGUUUAUCAUGAUGGUAAAGAAGCAACUAAAGGUCAUUAUUUUGCUGAUGUAUUUUACGUGGCUCUUGGUAGAUGGUUACGAUUCGAUGAUGCAUCUGUACGUUUUGUUACUGAUAAAGAAGUGUGUCAGCCAAAACCUCCAUGUAUGCCAUACCUGCUGUAUUACAGAAGAAAUGACACAAUUGCUGCGCUCUCGGCAUUUGAUAAUAAAGGCCGAUAAAUUGUUGUAUAUAUAUAUAUAUAUAUAUAUAUAUAUAUAUAUAUAUAUUUACAUUUUUUUAAAAAAAACAAUUUUGAUAUGUAUUUUGCUUUACCCUGGGUCAUAUAUGCGAUUUAUGUAAAAACAACUAAUUACUAUUUAUAUAUAUGUAUUUUUUUUUUUUUAAAAAUUCAAAAUGGAAACCCCUUAGUGAGAUA